This is a messenger RNA of Pseudophryne corroboree (corroboree frog), 4605 nucleotides long. RefSeq lists its product as uncharacterized. The record is from RefSeq and is a predicted model, not a curated record. Gene Ontology annotation, molecular function: protein binding; GTP binding. The transcript has 3 exons. Lineage: Eukaryota; Metazoa; Chordata; Amphibia; Anura; Myobatrachidae. Bases 100 to 3831 code for a protein of 1243 amino acids.
UACCUGGGGCAGCCAGAACUUAAUUGUUGGUGGGGACUUCAACUUAGUGGUCGACCCAUCCAUGGACAGGUCAAGGGUGUUCUGCGUCUUCAACUGGUCAUGGAUCCAACACUAAAUCAAUCAAGGAGAUUCGUACCUGGGCAGUCAGAUGAAACAUUGGACACAAUGACCAUUGAAAUGCCUGCUCUGGGACGCCCAUUUUCCCUUGGGAUGCUGUAUGAUAGCUGGGCUGAUAAACUCAUUCCAGGUAUAUCAUUAUGGAACAAUGAGGCAUUGAGAAAGAAUGUGAAUUCAGAACUUCAAGAGAACACCUCUAUUGAUUUCAUAGCUUCAGACACCGUUUCUGACAAAUCAUCAGCUCUAAAUAUCAAUGGUUCCUUAAAAGUCAGUAUCCUCUGUGGAAUGAUAGAUGUUGGUGGAUCUGCAAGUUACCUAAAAGACAGUAAGACAUCUAAGGACCAAGCCAGAGUCACCCUACAGUACUCAAGGACCACACAGUUUAAACAGCUGAGCAUGGACCAUUUAGGUUCUCAGAACAUGACUUAUCAUAAUGUGUUUGACAAAGGGACAGCCACCCAUGUGGUCACUGCUAUUUUAUAUGGUGCACAAGCCUUCUUUACAUUUGAUUGUGAGAUGUCUACAUCAGAAAACACUAAAAAUAUACAGGGACAUUUCCAUGCCAUGAUUAAAAAAAUACCCAAAGUUUCAGUUGGAAUAGAGGGAAAUCUAAUACUAAAUGAUAAAGAAAAGGAAGAUGUUAAAAAAUUUAGCUGUAAGUUUCAUGGAGACUUCGCCCUGGAGAAAAAUCCGGUCACAUAUGAAGAUGCCAUAAAGAUUUACACCAACCUCCCAAAACUGCUAGGAGAGAAAGGGGAAAAGGCUGUACCUGUGAAAGUCUGGCUGUAUCCACUGUGUAAACUGGACAGUAGAGCCGCCCAGUUGGUUAGAGACAUUAGUGCUGAUCUCGUUUUCAGGACAGAAAAGGUGAUACAGCAAAUGAUAGAUGUUACCAUACACUGUAAUGAUCUGAUGAGACAUCUGGCUGCAGAGACCUUUCCAGACAUCAAGAGUAACAUCAUUCAGCUCAAAGAGCAGUGUGAUCUAUUUACUCUCACAUUCAAGAAGCAGCUUGCACAGACCUUACCCGCUAUCCGUGGUGGGACAGCAGAGGAAGCUGCACUUGCUGAUAAUUUACUUAGUAUAAAACAAUCUCCAUUUGAGAAUUUCCACAUUGCAAAAUUUUUGAGCAGAAAACAACAGGAAAUGGAUGCUGUAAAUUCUUAUCUGAAAGUGCUGAACAAUAUCAAAGUAUUACCAACUGAGAGUGACAUUAAUGGAGUCAUUCUGGACCCUAUGAUUGAAUACGUUGUGUGUUACAAUUUUACAUCAUUAAAUGAGGAGGAGCCAUAUCUUUUGGAAAUGUGUAAUUGGCUCCAAACUCCUGUACACAGUGUCUAUGAGAGUACAAACUUCUCACCAUGGUUCAAUGACAAAAAUGUUUCUAAAAUGGCCAGGAAAUGUGUGAGAGCUUUUCAAGAUUUUGCUGAGACCAAUGCAUCCAAUGAGGAGACUAAAUUCAUUAUCUCAUCUGUCCCAGACCAGAAUAAUCCUGGAGUCUCUAUUUACCUGUAUGAAGGUGGGGAAUUGGUGAGUACAAAGUUCGAGCCUCCAACUAAACCUAACCCCCUAGUUAUCAGAGGUAGAACCCAUAAUAGUAUGGAGCUCAUCCUCAGUCCUGCAGACUUUGGGAAAGAGUUCAUAGAGGGAUACAAAAUAGAGUAUAGAUCUACUGAGGAGGAGAACUGGUCACAUUUUAUAACAAAUUAUAAAGCUGAGAAGAUCACAGUUACAGGACUAAAACCUAAUACAAAGUAUCAGUUCAGAUACUCUGCAGUGUGUAAACCAGGACUCAGUGCAGUCAGUGACAUUAAAGAUGAGAAAACCCGUCCCACUAGUCCACCAGAAGCUAUAAAUGUCACUACGGAACCCUCCUAUCUUUUAUUACAGUUUAAGGAACCAACUGUUAUCGGAGAUGGAGCCACAAUAAUUGAGUAUAAAGUUGAAUACAAAAUAAAGGCUAAAAAGCAAGCAGAGGGGUGGCUGAAAUAUAAAUCAGGAAGGAAAGAAGAGACUUGUAUUAUUGAGGGACUAAAUUCAAUGACAUCCUACAUAAUACGUGUGUCGGCCAUAUGUGGUGAUUCUGGGGACAGUGCUCCCAGUGAUGAGAUUGUAGUUAUGACAACAAUAGAGAAAUCAUCUAAUCUUAAACAUGAACUCACUCAAGAAAGUAGUUUGCUAACAAAGGGAAUAGAAAGGGGGAAACCUUCUGUAUAUCAGCUGAUAAUGGAUUUUUGUGGCUCUCGAUAUCGUAAGUACAACUUGGGAAAAGAAAACCUUCAGAUAUCCAAUAAAGUCAUUCUUUUAGUAGGAGCUACAGGAACAGGAAAAACAACCCUGAUCAAUGGGAUGGCCAACUACAUCUUGGGUGUGGAAUGGAAAGACGACUUUAGGUUCAAACUUGUACAUGAGGUAACAGGCAAAUCUCAAGCUCACAGUCAAACCUCUGUAGUUACAGCCUACAAGAUAAACCAUGAUAGUAGAUACCAAAUCCCUUAUUCCCUCACCAUGAUAGACACACCAGGGUUUGGAGACACACGAGGAAUAGGACAGGACAAGAAGAUCACAGAGGACAUCCAUGCAUUCUUUACAGCGGACAAUGACAUUGAUCAGAUAGAUGCUGUGUGCUUUGUCAUUAAAGCUUCUUCAGCUCGGUUGACAUCCACUCAGAAAUAUAUUUUUCAUGCUAUAUUUUCUAUCUUUGGGAAAGAUAUCAGAGACAACGUACUUAUUCUUAUCAACUUCUCAGAUAGUGCACAACCACCAGUAUUAGAGGCUAUUAAAGCUGCUGACAUCCCCUGUCCUGUGAACAAUGAUGGUAACCCUGUUCACUUUAAGUUCAAUAAUUCAGCUCUGUUUGCAAACAAUCAGGCCAGUGACAUGAAUUUUAAUGAAAUGUACUGGAAAAUGGGGGUGUACAAUAUGAAAACCUUCUUUAGUCAUCUGAGUAAAAUAGAACCAAAAAGUCUGAAGUUGACUAGGGAAGUCCUCAUGGAAAGGAAAUUGCUUGAGAUUACUGUGCAGGCCUUACAGCCACAAAUAAAGGCUGGACUAAUGAAACUGGAUGAAAUAAGGAAAACAGAGGAAGUUCUGCAGUGGAAUAAGGACCGUAUGGCAGAAAAUAAAAACUUUGAGUAUGAGGUCACCACAACUGUUCCAGUACAAAGAGACAUAACAGGCAGCUUUAUAACCAACUGCCAGCAAUGUCACUUUACCUGUCACUAUCCCUGUCAGAUUGCUGAUGACAAUCAGAAAGCAAAAUGUGCCGCUAUGUGUAAUGAAAUUUGUACACAAUGCCCAGGUAAAUGUGUCUGGAAUGUUCAUUUCAAUCAAAAGUAUAAGUGGGAGUAUGUGACUAAAAAAGAGAGAAGAACCUACAAUCAGCUGAAACAAAAAUAUGAAGCAGCUUCUGGAGAUGUGAUUACUAUACAAAGGUGGACCAAUAAACUUAGCACGGAGUAUCGUAUUGUGAAAGAAACAGUGUAUGGUCUUAUUAAUAAAUCAUCACAGAGUCUGAAGCGCCUCCGUGAAAUUGCGCUGAAACCAAACCCUCUCUCAACUACCGAAUACAUUGACCUAAUGAUACAAAGCGAAGAACAAGAAGCCAAACCAGGAUAUCAGGAAAGAAUCAAGUCACUGACAGAGGUCAGGCAGACGGCGGCCAUAUUAGAGAAGAUUCAGAAGGAAGAAGAGCUGCUGCCUAAACAACACUAAAACAACCCUAUGUUCUUCUGAAUGUUAAAGACUGUGAUGUUUCCAUAACAUGUUACAUCAUAAUUCAGGAGGUCUCUUCUCCACUUCCCAUAUAAAUUUGUAUGCACACUUUCAUCCUUCACUUAAUAUAGAAUUGGGAACUAUGCGUUGAUAAAGUGGACUCUGCUGACAUUUCAAUUAAAGCAAUUCUGUCUGUAAAAAUUAACUAAAAUAAACAAUAAGUCUCCAUCUCAUAUGCUGAAAGGCAUCAAAAAAUAUUGCAUAGGUCCUACUUUUGCCCUGAAAUGGAAGUUUCUUGUAGGUGUUGCACUGAAUUUUAAUUGAUAUAAAUGUGGAGCACCCGAAGAAGCUAUAGAUAAAUCUCCAGGAAUACAUAAACCACAUGUUAAAACUUGAGUUCACAAUUGAUAAAACUUGGGCUUUUUGGGGCCUUUAUACUAAGUAGGCUCCUGUAUAACAUCCAAAGGUAACCAAGGUAACCGCACUCUGCUUGUGAAACUGGCAGUGGCUACAAAAUAAAAACAUACUGCCUGGGAUAUAAUAAAGUCUGAAUUCGGCAGCCGUGCACGAUGCCGGCCGAACUCAGAAGUUUAUUUUAAAGGGGCAAUCAUUUAAAGGCAUGUUUUAGCGUUGCAAAAUGAGUGUUCCUAUACAAAAACUCAGCAGAGUUCAGCUGGCAUCCCACACGGCCACCAAAUUCGGACUACAUUUCCGCUGAACCUGUGUCAAUAGCUUUGUAUUAUCCUAGAAUUUCUCUCUUGUUUUUCAGGAUUG